Molecule: messenger RNA, 1149 nt
Organism: Anopheles marshallii
Lineage: Eukaryota; Metazoa; Arthropoda; Insecta; Diptera; Culicidae
Product: alpha-2-macroglobulin receptor-associated protein
Exons: 2
Coding region: 1-1149 (382 amino acids)
Biological process (GO): regulation of receptor-mediated endocytosis
Cellular component (GO): endomembrane system; endoplasmic reticulum
Molecular function (GO): low-density lipoprotein particle receptor binding; receptor antagonist activity; heparin binding
Source: RefSeq, a predicted model, not a curated record
AUGGAGAUAAAGUUGUUUGCUGCAAGAUUAUCUGUGAUAGUCUUUACCGUUCUAGUAUGCAGUCCUGUCGUGCAGUCGCAGAAGGCCCACGACAAGUACUCCAAACACGCCAAUGCAUUGCCGGAUUCCGAAAUAUACGAGCCGGAUUUCCGAAACAUCCAGCGACCAUUCCGCAUGGCGAAACUAAACCUUGUCUGGACGAAGGCACAGCAUCGACUCACCGAACCGAAACUGAAAUCACUCUAUACGGAACUGAAGCUGCACGAUAAGGAAGAAAUUACGUACAAGCAGCUUAAGGAGAAAGAUAAGGAUGGGUUGAAAGAAGCUGAGCUGCGCAACAAGCUGGUUAGAAUCAUGAGCACCUACGGUUUACUGGAACAUUUCGACGAUACGCAGGAUCCAGAAAAGUACAAAAUGUACAAAUCCAACGAUGGCACAGGAAAAAAAGAUACGUACAAAAACAAGAGCCUCUUCAAGGACAAGAAGUUAAACAAACUGUGGGACAAGGCGGAGGCGGCCGGUUUCACAGUGGAAGAGCUUGAUGCGCUGCGUGAAGAGUUCGAUCAUCACCAGACUAAGAUCGACGUGUAUUACAGUCUGUUGGAGCGACUCGGUGAUGAAGCAGACAACCAGGGAGGAAAUGCCGAUACGCAUCUCGCAAACGCGAUCAACGAGGACGAACACGAUCGAUACAAUGAGGUGGAUCGGGCGGAGGAAGGAGAUCGAUCGGGGCAGCAAGGAGCUAACAAACAGCACGCAUAUCUACAUAAAUCGAACCAGUUGCGUGAAAAGCAUCGCGAAAUACGGGACAACUUCGAUCGGUUAGAUCGGAUUGCUUCCAAGGGACCGAACAGCCAGGACUUUGUCGAACCGAAGGUGCAGGGUUUAUGGCGUGUGGCACUCGCGAGCGACUUUAGCGCUGACGAGUUGGCCUCACUGAAGGUGGAACUGUUGCAUUACGAAAGCCGGCUGCUAAAGUUGCGCCACAUGCAUGCGGAGCAUGCGCUUAGCCUGGAGAAGCAUAAGCAGAGCGAUGCCAAAGCGGACACUCACAAGCAGAUGGAAGACAACAUCAAGAAGCAAACGCGUAAAGUGGAGAAAAUUCAAGAAGAGGUCGAAAGAAGAAUAUUCAAACACUCGGAAUUGUGA